Molecule: messenger RNA, 3839 nt
Organism: Protopterus annectens (West African lungfish)
Lineage: Eukaryota; Metazoa; Chordata; Ceratodontiformes; Protopteridae
Gene: ONECUT2
Product: one cut homeobox 2
Exons: 2
Coding region: 150-1544 (464 amino acids)
Biological process (GO): regulation of transcription by RNA polymerase II
Cellular component (GO): nucleus
Molecular function (GO): DNA-binding transcription factor activity, RNA polymerase II-specific; RNA polymerase II cis-regulatory region sequence-specific DNA binding
Source: RefSeq, a predicted model, not a curated record
GAGGAAAGGGCUAGGACAUGGCGAGGAGCAGCACUGGCCCGUCAGAUAGAGAUCCGUGAUUUUUUUUAUUCCCUCACAUAAAUCCUCGAGGCCUUAACAUCGAAACAAAACCAAGUAUUUCACACCACCACAAUAAAUCGAUGGACUGAAUGAAGGCUGCCUACAACGCCUAUAGAUGCCUGACCAAGGAUCUGGAUGCUUGCGCCAUGAACCCAGAGAUGACAAUGGACAGUAUUGAUGGUUUGCAUAGUGGAAUAAACCAUGAACAGGAUUUGAUGAGCAAUCAUAACCCGGGUCACGAUCGGACAACGGGGGUUUCCUUGCGCAUUCACCAGGAUUUGGCUUGUCUUUCGUCUCGUUCAGCAAUGGUAUCCAGCAUGGCUUCUAUUCUGGACGGGGACUACCGUCCGGAGUUAUCCAUCCCUCUCCACCACACGAUGAGCAUGCCCUGUGAUUCAUCUCCACCUGGGAUGGGUAUGAGCAGCACUUAUACCACCUUAACGCCACUCCAGCCCCUGCCUCCCAUAUCAACUGUGUCUGACAAAUUCCACCACCCUCACCACCCUAGUGUUCAUCAUCAGCGGCUUUCGGGUAAUGUAAGCGGGAGUUUUACGUUGAUGAGGGAGGACAGGGGCUUACCCACCAUGAACAAUCUUUACAACCCUUACAAGGACAUGCCAGGAAUGGGACAAGGUCUGUCGCCUUUGGCCAGCAGCCCUCUUGGAAAUGGUUUGGGGUCUAUCCACAACACCCAGCAGAGCCUCCAUAAUUAUUGUCCACCAGGACACGAAAAGAUGCUUAACCCAAACUUUGAUACUCACACUGCCAUGCUGGCCAGAGGCGAUCAACAUCUUUCUAGGGGUCUGGGGGCUUCAUCUGCAGGCAUGAUGUCGCACCUAAAUGGCAUGCACCACCCUGUCCAGCCUGGUCACACUCAAUCCCACGGGCCCGUGUUGGCUUCCAGCCGGGACAGGCCGCCCUCCUCCUCCGGAUCUCAAAUUAGCAACUCGGGGCAGCUGGAAGAAAUUAAUACCAAAGAAGUGGCACAGCGGAUCACUGCAGAGCUGAAACGUUAUAGCAUCCCACAGGCGAUAUUUGCCCAGAGGGUUUUGUGCCGUUCACAGGGUACCCUUUCAGAUCUCUUAAGGAACCCGAAACCAUGGAGUAAACUGAAAUCUGGGAGGGAGACCUUCCGGAGAAUGUGGAAAUGGCUGCAGGAACCUGAAUUCCAGAGGAUGUCUGCCUUAAGGCUUGCAGCAUGCAAACGCAAAGAACAAGAACCAAACAAAGAACAGAACAAUACACAAAAGAAAUCUCGACUGGUCUUCACAGACCUUCAGCGCAGAACACUUUUUGCAAUUUUCAAGGAGAACAAACGACCAUCUAAGGAGAUGCAGAUAACAAUCUCCCAACAGUUGGGCCUGGAACUGAGCACUGUCAGUAACUUCUUCAUGAAUGCCAGAAGGAGAAGUUUAGAGAAAUGGCAGGACGAUUUGAGUACAGCACCCUCUUCCUCAACCUCCAGCACUUGCACCAAAGCAUGACUGAAGACAGUGCAUAGGAUCUGGGCACAAAUCCACCGUUAAUUAUAAACAGUUAGAUUGGGGCCCCUCACUGGUGAUCAGAAAGCACAGUUGUGGUCACAAGAAGUGCAAAACUUGUAUUUUGAUGUAGCUGAAACUCAUUGUGGUUUUAUACAAGCUGUUUGCUGUUAAGAAUCUACCUUUAAGGGAAACCGUUUCUAAUGAGCAAUGUGAAACCAGCUUUAACUCACACAAGAAAAAUGAGAGGGUACAGCCUUAUUAUUCUUUUAUUGCAAUGGCACUAAGAACCUGUUUACAGUGGAGUUAAGAAUAUAAAUGUGUUUGGGAGCAUAAUAUAAAUGCUUGCCUUUCAACAGUUCAGUGCUGACUCAAGAAAACAUAUACACAUACCCAGUGCAAUGGAAGGAAUAAAUGUGCCAGUUACAUUCUUUUUUUGUUGAUUAUGCUUAAUAAUAUUCAUUGGGGAAAAAGUGAUGGGUGUAGUUCAUUUCUAGCAUAGAGCUAUAUUUGAAAACAAGUUAGCAAUUCAUAUAGAGCACAAAACUAAGCAAUGCAAAAUAUAGUGGUGAAGCAAAUACACGUUUUAUUGUUUAGCUUACAGAGAUUUUUAUCCAUUCACUACAUAGCACAUUUUCUAAGCAGAACAGAAAAAAAGAGUCAGACUGAAAAUGUCAAGCACAAUAUCAAAUACUUACAUACAAACGGUCAUUAACCAAUUACAUAACUACAUUUCUUUGGUUUCCUAAAGAUGAGUAUAUGAGCACAAAUUCCAAAUGCAAACAGACAUACAUCAGACUAUCCACUCAUCAAUGAAAUUGAAUGUCAGAUCUACAAACUACUCUCUCAUUGAUCUUUAAGCUGUUUAAUAACUUAUAUAUAGGCAUUGCAUAAGCUUUAACAACAACUAUUAAGACCAUUUUGCUUUUAUAUUAGCUGACACCACUCACAAAAUAAACAGUGCAUAGCUUUAUUUUUGCCACAGUUGAUUUAGUGCAGCAGUCAGAGGAUGUAAGAAACAUCACAAUACAGAAGCAGUUUAGAAUGCUGCAGCUGGUAGUAAGUACUACAUCACUCCAGACAUAAUUACCCUGUGAGUUGCAGAUCACUUGUAAAAUAUGUGCGCAUUCGCCAGUGAGUGGGCCCUACCAGAGCACCCUUUGCGUGUUCAAAAGCAAGCCAAAGGCUUUAAUGAUUCUUUAAAAACACUUGAGACUUUUUUCUAUGUAUUACUUACUCGAAACCAAAGAAACUUUUUUUUUCUGCACCUAAUUCUUCUGAAACAAACUGUUCCGCUUAGGAAGAAAAAAGAAGAAUGUCAGGAAACAAUUAACACACUGUGUUCCAGUGGACAUUUAUGACACUGAAGGAAGCAGAUAUUAAAAAAAAGGGUUGAAAAAGUGCAAAGUAAUGCCUCAGCAGUUGCUGCUUCAUCUACCAACUUGCGCAGUAUCUUAAAGUUGAAGAUUGUCUUUAAUGUGUGCCUAUGCAGUUUUCUUUUACAAAGAACAAGGAACAGGACAACUUAGACCUCAUCAGCUACAAUACCAAAGAUGUGGAGUUCUUACAACUUUUCUUUCAUUAUCUCUUGCUGCAUGGCUUAGUGCAUCGAGCACUAAUGAUCAUUUUACAGGUAAUCUGAUCUGUUUGUCUCACCGACAGGGGAAAGAAGGGAUGAUUUAAUUCACAGUUUGUAUCAACUUAUUUACUGUAUCCUUCAAAUAAUUCCUCUUACUCAGUGCAUAUGAUGUUGGGAUGUAAACAUCGUCUUAACUGCUGUAUAACAACAGGUAGGGUUAACCAUAAAGCAAUUGCCAUGUAAAAUAUGCCACUUUAUAGAGUCAAGAUAAUAGAUGACUUCAGUGAAAUUACCCACUUUCCAAACGUUUCACAAUACACUGAAGAAGUCAGCAGAAAGGAAGGAAAUGAACUAAAGCUGUUUUAUGCACAAUGAAAUGCCAUUAUAUUCGCUGUCAUUUUUGUUAAAAAAUGUUCAGACAACUACCAAACUAAUUCUGAUACUUGCAACACCUUAGUACCUUAAAUAGCCUCUGACAUAGGAAUCCAAAGUAAUUUACAGCAGACCACUUUACAAUUAAAAUAUCAUUCUAAAAUGAUUUAACAUUUCAGCACUGAACAUAAAUGUAUAUUUUAGUUUCUUACUCAAAAUAAUUAAAACUGUUUUACUUACAAAGUGCAAACAAAAAUAGCUAAAUUAAAAAGCGAUAUAUUUUACAAGGCAAUUGGGAUUUAUGCUCGAAAAGUUGUUUUCAGUAUUUAUUGACUCAUGUCAUACUU